This is a messenger RNA of Trichomycterus rosablanca, 1629 nucleotides long. RefSeq names its product pyruvate dehydrogenase E1 subunit beta (gene pdhb). Lineage: Eukaryota; Metazoa; Chordata; Actinopteri; Siluriformes; Trichomycteridae. Gene Ontology annotation, biological process: pyruvate decarboxylation to acetyl-CoA. The transcript has 10 exons. The record is from RefSeq and is a predicted model, not a curated record. Bases 27 to 1106 code for a protein of 359 amino acids. Gene Ontology annotation, molecular function: pyruvate dehydrogenase (acetyl-transferring) activity.
UAGAGGACAGGGGGACAGAUUGAAAGAUGGCGUCGCUGAGGUGUAUUCUUCGCUCGGGGAAGAAGGCCGUGUCAGCCGUCUUCAGGAGGGAGUUUCAUAAAUCCUCGCCGGCUGCUGUGCAGGUGACGGUCAGAGAUGCUCUCAACCAGGCCAUGGACGAGGAGCUGGAGAGGGACGAGCGAGUCUUCCUCCUGGGUGAAGAAGUCGCACAGUAUGACGGUGCCUACAAGGUGAGCAGAGGCCUGUGGAAGAAGUACGGAGAUAAACGUGUAAUCGACACACCUAUUACAGAGAUGGGCUUUGCAGGUAUUGCUGUUGGCGCCGCCUUUGCCGGCCUGCGACCCAUCUGCGAGUUCAUGACCUUCAAUUUUUCCAUGCAAGCCAUCGACCAGGUCAUCAACUCGGCAGCCAAGACGUACUACAUGUCUGCCGGGCUGCAGCCCGUGCCCAUCGUGUUCCGCGGGCCCAACGGUGCCUCUGCGGGUGUAGCUGCUCAGCACUCUCAGUGUUUCGCUGCCUGGUACGGACACUGUCCCGGUUUAAAGGUCGUCAGCCCCUGGAACGCCGAGGAUGCCAAGGGCCUUCUCAAAGCGGCCAUCCGUGAUGAUAACCCAGUGGUGGUGCUGGAAAACGAGCUGAUGUACGGCGUGGCCUUCGAACUGUCCGCAGAGGCUCAGUCCAAAGACUUCACUAUCCCUAUAGGAAAAGCCAAGGUUGAGAGACCAGGAAACAACGUCACGCUAGUAUCACAUUCCCGAAUGGUUGGUCACUGUCUGGAUGCCGCUGCGGUCCUGGCCAAAGAGGGAAUCGACUGUGAGGUCAUCAACCUGCGCAGCAUCAGGCCACUCGACGUGGAAACGAUCGAGACCAGCGUGAUGAAAACCAACCACCUGAUAACGGUCGAGGGCGGCUGGCCCCAGUUCGGCGUUGGAGCCGAGAUUUGUGCCAGAAUCAUGGAGGGUCCAGCGUUCAACUACCUGGACGCCCCCGUGGUACGAGUGACCGGAGUGGACAUCCCCAUGCCCUAUGCCAAGAUUCUGGAAGACAACAGCACUCCGCAAAUCAAAGAUAUCAUCUUUGCCGUCAAAAAGACACUCAAUGUGUAACAAGCACUAAAUAUUAACAUGAUAUAAAUACAUGACACCCUAUUUUACCCAAACUCAAAGGAAAUGUUUAAUGGUUUAUCUGUUACAUGCUGGAACUCGAACGGUGGGUGUCCCCUUGUAUGUUAUUUAAUGCGGAUGGGAGAGCCAGCGUUUGUGUAUCAUGCUCUUAUAACAGCUAUGUAGCUGGAAACGUUUCAUUUACUGAUGUGCUUCUUUUUGGGAAGACGUCUACACUGGUGGAAGAGCUGUACCCUUUAUAUUACCCCUAAAUAAAAUAUUUAGACUGUGUUAGACGGCCUAUUUAUGUAAUAUCUUGUAAGCAAUCAUCUCUUGCUUGCUAAAGUGGCAGGGACAAAAUUAUCGCUGGACUUUCCAAGCCAAGUUCCAAGUUUUUGUACUCACAGCAAAGGAAAAAACUCAAUUUUUGAAUAAUAUUCAGAGCUGAAAGUCAAGAUGAAGCUCGAACCAAGUAAACAGGCCUCGAUUUGUUUAAAAGUGCAAUAAAAACAUGAUCCACCUCUUA